AUGGAAACAGUAGCGAUUAGACAUAUGAACUUUGAGUCUAAGGAAGGAGAGAUCACAUUGAGAACAAGCAGCUUCAAGAAAAGAAGUUGCGGCGAUUUCUAUAAACCUGAUAAACUAGACGGGGUUAUUACUGAAGAAUCAAAAUGUCCAAAGAAAAGGAAGGUGUCGAAUCUGAAGCUCCAAACCUCAUUCUCAUUCAAAUAUCUAGUUACAGAGAAAUCCCAUUCGGAGGGAAAACUUGAGGACUUUUUCAAUCAACAAAGCUCCACAACAGCUCUGUUGCCAAAACCAGAAACAACAUGGUUCUCUCCUAAGUCCAAUGGAGAGCUUGAGGGAGCGGCAAUUAAGGUGCAGAAAGUUUACAAGGGUUAUCGGACACGAAGAAAUCUAGCAGAUUGUGCAGUUGUUUGCGAGGAACUAUGGUGGAAAGCUAUAGACUUUGCAACAUUGAACCGAUGCUCUAUUUCAUACUUUGACUCAGAUAAAUCAGAACCAGCUGUUUCAAAAUGGGCAAGAGCGAGGACCAUGGCUGCUAAGGUGGGAAAAGGCUUGUCCAAAGAUGAGAUGGCCCAGAAAUUAGCGCUGAGGCAUUGGCUUGAAGCUAUUGAUCCUCGUCAUCGUUAUGGCCACAACCUUCACAUCUACUAUGAUGUCUGGUUUCAUAGCCAGAGCUCUCAACCCUUUUUCUACUGGUUGGAUGUUGGAGAUGGAAAAGAAGUAAAUCUGGAAGGGUGCCCUAGGAGCAAAUUGGUAAAGCAGUGCAUAAAGUACCUGGGACCCAAAGAGAGGGAGGCAUAUGAAGUGAGUGUGAAGAAUGGAAGGCUAGUUUUUACACAAAGCCAACAACUAGUUCACACUCAGGAAGGAUCCAAGUGGAUUUUUGUACUAAGUAGCUCCAGAACUCUGUAUGUAGGCGAGAAGAAGAAAGGCCAAUUUCAACACUCUAGUUUUCUUGCCGGUGGCGCCACCAUUGCUUCUGGAAGAUUGGUUGCUCUCAGUGGAGUUCUUCAUGCUAUAUGGCCAUACAGUGGGCAUUACCGUCCAACCAAGAAGAACUUUGAUGAAUUUCUUACCUUCCUGCAAGAGCACAAUGUGGACUUGACUAAUGUAAAGACAUAUGCUGUAGACGAGGAUGUGCCUCCUUCUGAGCCAGUUGAUGAUAAGGUGGGCCAGCAAGCGCAGUCUAGAACAGAAGCCAAUGAGGGUCCCAGGGAGGCAGCCAUUAACAAAGCAAAAGCAGUGGGUGGGCCCACCACCAAGGUGGCCGUGGAAUCUUCUUCUUCUUCAUCGUCUUCUUGUCAAGACAAAAAUGCCGACAAGUCCAUGUCAAGCAGCAAAUGGACUACUGGAGCUGGUCCUCGUAUUGGUUGUGUCAGAGAAUACCCAACAAACCUCCGAGUUCAAGCCCUUCAACACCUUCAUCUCUCUCCCAGACUUACUCAAAACCCUAACACUAAUUUCGUGAAUUUCCCUAUUCCCUCUCCAAGACCUUCUUCCCAAUUCCACUUAUCACCUAGACUAGUUCAUCUCAGUCUUCCUCGGCCUCCUGCCCCACUUAAUAACAGCACUCCUUCAAAUUAGUUCUACCCUUAUUAGAUCUCUGAAUCAGGUUCAUGAUGAUCUGAUAUAUUCCUUCAAAUUCAAAUUCAAAAUUCAUAAUGAUACUAGGACACUUGGUAGGCCUCUGUGAAUUAGUGAGGUUAUUAUUGUUCAACGUUUUGAAGGGGUUAGGUGUAUAGGCACUCAUUCAGCCCCUUUUUUUAAGUUUGGACCAUUUAUUGACAGGAGUUUGUAGGAGGAAGAAGGGACACAAAGUAGAAGCUAACCCCAUAUUUGUUUUUUACUUCAUUUUUUCCUUCUUUCUUUGGUUAAUUAUAAUUAUUCC
Messenger RNA from Neltuma alba, 1885 nucleotides. Its product is annotated as IQ domain-containing protein IQM1-like. The transcript is spliced from 8 exons. The record is from RefSeq and is a predicted model, not a curated record. Bases 1 to 1581 code for a protein of 526 amino acids. Lineage: Eukaryota; Viridiplantae; Streptophyta; Magnoliopsida; Fabales; Fabaceae.